Molecule: messenger RNA, 1171 nt
Organism: Linepithema humile (Argentine ant)
Lineage: Eukaryota; Metazoa; Arthropoda; Insecta; Hymenoptera; Formicidae
Gene: eIF4EHP
Product: eukaryotic translation initiation factor 4E homologous protein
Biological process (GO): translational initiation
Cellular component (GO): cytoplasm; eukaryotic translation initiation factor 4F complex
Molecular function (GO): RNA 7-methylguanosine cap binding; translation initiation factor activity
Source: RefSeq, a predicted model, not a curated record
GACCUACAAUCUGCUAUUAGCGGUUUUAUAAUUAGCAACUAUCGAUAUCUAAAGUACCAAUGGGUACAAAAUCUCCAACGAUAAAGUAACAAAAAAAAAAAGUGAUGUGCCUGAGGAAGAUCAACAGUUUAUCGAAAACAUCGCAGAUGUGAGAGCUCAACGUGUGUAGAAGGAGAACUGAGGAGAACGUUUCAAAAAAGAAACCUUAUAUUUUUAUUCACAUUCAGUGAGACAUUUGUCGCAUUCGUAGCGUUCAGCGAUAUCGCUUUGUGUCACAGUAACAGAAACAUGUCCAAUAAAUUCGAGACUUCUUACAGAUUAAAGAAUACUGAGGACAGUGGAGACGAGGAGUCUCAAUUAAAGGAUAAUCAAAAAGUCGAAAAAGGUCCACUACCUCCAAUAGAAAUAAAUCCAAAUGAGCAUAAACUACAGUAUGCUUAUGCACUUUGGUAUAGUCGACGUAGCCCUGGGAAACAAACUAGCAUACAAAGUUAUGACCAGAAUUUAAAGCUGGUUGGUAGGUUUGCAAGUGUGGAACAGUUUUGGGGUCUUUAUAGUCAUUUACUACGACCAUCAGAACUUACAACACAUACAGAUUUUCAUCUUUUCAAAGUCGGUAUAAAACCGAUGUGGGAAGAUGAAGCAAAUCAAAAGGGUGGUAAAUGGAUAGUAAGAUUACGAAAAGGUUUAGUAUCUAGAUGUUGGGAAAAUCUUAUAUUGGCAAUGUUAGGAGAGCAAUUUAUGGUAGGAGAAGAAAUAUGCGGUGCUGUUGUAUCUAUAAGAUUCCAGGAGGACAUAAUAUGCGUAUGGAAUAAAACAGCAUCGGAUGUAGCAACAACAGCGCGGAUUAGAGAUACAUUAAGAAGAGUAUUACAUCUUCCAGCUAGUGCCUCUAUGGAGUACAAAACCCAUAAUGAGAGUUUGAAGAAUGUACAUCGGCUUUAAAGAACUGUAUAAUUGUGUAAAACACAACACAAGUUACAAGUCUUCUAACACACGUACAGCCGAUUUAUACCUCUCCAGGAGACCGCAAAUUUGUUUAACAAAAAAAAGAAGGUUUAAGAACACACAUUUGACGAUACACUUUAUUCACAAGUGUCUGUGUUGUAAUUAACUUAUGUAAAUAAUAAAUACACAUUGAUAAUAAAUAAAUACCCUUAUUUGCAAGAUA